Messenger RNA from Penicillium brevicompactum, 993 nucleotides. RefSeq lists its product as uncharacterized. The coding region runs from base 1 to 993 and encodes 330 amino acids. The transcript is spliced from 3 exons. The record is from RefSeq and is a predicted model, not a curated record. Lineage: Eukaryota; Fungi; Ascomycota; Eurotiomycetes; Eurotiales; Aspergillaceae.
AUGAGUCGAAUCCAUUUCAAAGCUCCAGCACGGCUGGGCUACCAAUAUCAGAUCCGACCCUUGUCGACUCAGCUAGGCAAGCUCACAAGCCACCCAACUUCGAUCCGCCCGUCAAAGACUGAGAUCCAACAAACCCGACUCUCGGCCCAAAACAUGGAGGUUGCAGUUCGUAGCCUCCAUCGAGAUGGCCUUGUCGUUGUCGAAAAUGUUAUCCCUCACGAAGCCCUCGACAGUCUCAAUAGCAAAAUGGUCGAAGAUGCGUACCAUCUUUAUUCCAGAAAGGGUGAUAGCCCCUUCAACUAUAACCCUGGAAACAUCCAGCAAGAUGCUCCACCCGUCAAGGAACAUUUUGAUCCCCGCAUAUUCUUGAAUCCAAUCGCAACUCAGAUCACAUCCGCAGCACUAGGACCCCGCCCAAAAUGGACAUUCUGUUCCGGCAAUAGCGCAAUGCCUCCUACAGCAGAGAACCCUCUUAUGUCUCAGCCCGUUCACUCCGAUGCCGACUUUGCGCACCCUGAUCACCCAUUCGCAUUGGUAAUCAAUGUGCCUCUUAUCACAAUGACCCCGGAGAACGGGUCCACGGAAGUGUGGCUGGGCACACAUACUGAUUCCGGACUCCAUGUUCAAGAGGGAGCCCACGGUGAGCGCGCAAGCGGGCGAAUCAAUCUAGACGAGCUUGAAAAGCGCCGUGUUGAGAGACCUCCCUGUCAGCCUAUCGUGCCCAAGGGCUCCCUUGUCAUUCGAGACUUGCGUCUCUGGCAUGCUGGGAUCGGUAAUCAGACCCAAGUGCCACGCAUUAUGCUAGCCAUGAUUCAUUUUGCUUCCUGGUACCGGAAUCCUAUGAAGUUGGAGUUUGCUGAUAACUUGAAGUCCCUUAUUGAGGGCCAGAAUGAUUUGGAAGUCCCGGUUGAUUGGGUCAGCGAGUCCGAUGCUCUCUCGAAUUAUCUAAAUCGUGGCUUUGGCAAUGCGUAUGACUUCAACCAAUCGCCUUAA